Molecule: messenger RNA, 2304 nt
Organism: Fusarium keratoplasticum
Lineage: Eukaryota; Fungi; Ascomycota; Sordariomycetes; Hypocreales; Nectriaceae
Product: Zn(2)-C6 fungal-type domain-containing protein
Exons: 2
Coding region: 1-2304 (767 amino acids)
Biological process (GO): regulation of DNA-templated transcription; DNA-templated transcription
Cellular component (GO): nucleus
Molecular function (GO): DNA-binding transcription factor activity, RNA polymerase II-specific; zinc ion binding; DNA binding
Source: RefSeq, a predicted model, not a curated record
AUGGAUAUGCGUUCAAAUAAGCGACAGAGAAACAACAGCACAAACGGUCAUGCCCAGAGAACGACACCUUCGACAGCCCCCCAGGACCCAGACGAGAGCCCUAGCCAAAUUCCAUUAGCGAACAGGCCAGCACCUGUGCCCGCUCAUGAAUCCCCAGCAAACUCAAAUGAGGCCCCGGCCCUGGAGAUGCGCUCCUGCGAGAAUUGUAGACGCGGCAAACUCAAAUGCUCAAGGUCAUAUCCAUGUGCCAAGUGCCUUGACAAAGGGCUUGACUGCGUGUAUGAACAAGACAAACGCAGAGGUCCAAAGCCUGGCUAUAUUGAGGAGAUAUACCGGAGAAUUGAUGUCUUGGAGCAGAUGGUCAUUGGCCAGUCUUUGCUCUUGCGACCUCAGCACCAGUCUUCUGAGUCAAGGCUGGAUUUUCGCUCCGUUGUCGAUGGCACCAGGCAGAUGCUAAGAGAGGCUGGUCAGCAUCCAGCGAGGGACGAAACGACUGAUGAUGCUACCCUAUCUCAAGGCCCCAAACUUUCACGUGUUCAACAGGACACGGCAAAUAACGAAUCACCUGCUGUGGACAUGUCGGAUGCCACAAUUGGCGAAAUGUGUCACGUUUAUCGAACUCAGAUCCAACCCUGGAUACCUGUACUUCAGCCUCAGUUCUUCUUUCACGCUCAGGGGUAUGUAGGCCAACAGUCGACAUACCCGUGCGGCCUUCAGAUGGAAGCACUCAUGGCGGCAACUGGACCAUUUCUGCGAGGGGGACGGGACUUUGACAGACAAGAUUAUUUGCGCCGCACGCAAUCUGGAGUCUGCGAGAAGCUCCUUACCACCGCUGACAUGAACACUCUUCACGCUUGCACUAUAAUUCAGUUCCUCCUCCUUGGUGACGGACGAAUGACAAGUUACUGGGGUCUCGUCACGAUGCUGCCUCAAGUGGCACUGCGGGCUGGAUUGCAUCUCGAGGAUCACCAUCUCUCACCGGAGCAAAGAGAAUACAGGCGUUUGAUGAGUCUUGUUGUUGACAACAGCUCGUGGAGGUCACGAGAGUCUACUCGCCGCCUCUUCUGGGUGCUAUUCCUCUUGGAGCAGUUCGCCGCCUUACUGUCAGGCACCAAGUCAAGCUUCGACCCCAACAUGGUUCGAAGACUGCUCCCUUGUGAUGGCCAACUAUGGCUGGAGAAUCGGCAGGCCCAAACUCGUGAAUUCAUACAGGCCAAUGUUGCCGCGCAGGUCCAAAUCACCCCUGAUCCAAGCAUUGGUGGCUUGGCCUACCUCAUUGAGGCGACCGAGAUCCUCACCAUGGUCAACUCUUUCGCUAGAACCACGAAUAGGGCAAAGACACCAUUCCAGGAUCCUCGAGGGUUCUUGAGAGAGUUUCUUAAUCUCGACUUGGUUCUGGCCAACUGGAAAUCGAGACUUCCUGCUCGAUAUCAACACGCCUCGCCCGACAAGAAUGGGUACAUAGACCAUAACAUGACCCUCGCCCACUUGACGCACAACACAAGCGGCAUACUAUUAUACCAGGCCCCCCGAGCAUUCUGCAGACCUCAACCUCCAGUCGGUAGCAGCAGUCAGGACAGCAGUGGCCAAUCCACACUUAUGGCUCAUGUGGCACUGGUAAAGCAGGCCGCCAAAGAGAUCGGCAAGAUAUGUACUCGCUUUCUCCUUCACCGGAGGUACCUAGUGUCAGGGCAAUUCUCCUUUUGUCAGUUCAUCGCAGCGCGUGCUCUGCUUGCUUACUCAAGCUGGCUGAUGGAGCCAGUGGAUGACGAUUUCGAGACGAUCCUCACCUCUCUAGCCGAGUCGUCCAAGCGAUGGAAUUCAUCUCAGCAGAAUGAUAACUCAGAAUUGCAUCAAGAACCGGCUCAGGCUGGGGACUUCGCAGCUCAGUUGCUUUCUCGCCUCAAAAUUGAUGCCCAGAAACCAGAAGCUAUUGAUCUUACGGCAAGCUGGACGACACUAUCUGCUGAGAUGGAAGGGAUUGGCCAGCCGCAAAAAGAUUUAUCCACAGAACGUGGCUCUGUGGCAGAAUGGAGAUGUCAGCAGGGCCAUGAGAACGACGCCAGGCUGCCCACUGCAGAUGAUGGCCUACUCCCAAUGACAUUGUCGACAUCCACCCUGGAUCUAAUGACACCCCUGGAUGUCGAUGGUAGUUUGUCUAUGUUAGCCUCGAGCCAGAUUGAGACGCUGGACGAUCGCAUAUUCAGUUGGAGGGAUUAUAAUGAAUUGCCUGUCACAAUCACAAGUGACGAUCAAGGGCAAUUUUACACGAACCAGCAAUCUCAGCAUUUUCAAGGGCUGUAG